Messenger RNA from Syzygium oleosum, 4368 nucleotides. RefSeq names its product kinesin-like protein KIN-4C. Gene Ontology annotation, biological process: mitotic spindle organization; microtubule-based movement. Gene Ontology annotation, molecular function: microtubule motor activity; microtubule binding; ATP binding. The coding region runs from base 77 to 3997 and encodes 1306 amino acids. The record is from RefSeq and is a predicted model, not a curated record. Lineage: Eukaryota; Viridiplantae; Streptophyta; Magnoliopsida; Myrtales; Myrtaceae. The transcript has 27 exons.
AGCGAGCGUUUAGCGUUUUUUGUUAUUGUUGUUGUUGCUGCAGUUCUAGGGUCUGCGACCGGUCUCGGUUUGUGGUAUGGAUAACUGCGAGGCUAGGCCGGUUUCGAACGGGUUGGGGAACGAGAAGGAUUCGUCUCAGUGCGUGAGGGUCGCGGUCAACAUCAGGCCGCUGAUUACCUCGGAGCUCCUCAUCGGCUGCACCGAUUGCAUCACCGUUGUGCCAGGAGAGCCUCAGGUGCAAAUUGGGUCGCAUUCGUUCACAUACGACCAUGUAUAUGGGAGUACGGGAUCGCCUUCUUCAGCCAUCUUUGACGACUGCGUUGCUCCCCUUGUGGAUGCACUCCUCAGAGGCUACAAUGCCACCGUCCUCGCAUAUGGCCAGACUGGUUCCGGCAAAACAUACACCAUGGGAACUAACUAUAACGGAGAAGAGAGCAACACUGGAAUCAUACCUAAGGUGAUGGAGACAAUUUUCAAAAAAGUCAAGACCAUGAAAGAUUCCACUGAGUUUCUUAUCAGAGUUUCCUUUAUUGAGAUUUUCAAAGAAGAAGUUUUUGAUCUUCUCGAUCAAAAUUCGACUCUUUGUAAAGGUGAAGGGGUGUCUGCAGCAAAGGCAGUAGGACCUGCUAGAGUUCCAAUACAAAUUAGAGAAACAGUACAUGGUGGGAUAACACUUGCUGGAGUGACUGAAGCAGAAGUUAAGACAAAGGAAGAGAUGGCGUCGUAUCUAUCUCGGGGUUCUUUGUCUCGUGCUACUGCGAGUACCAACAUGAAUAGUCAGUCGAGCCGAUCACAUGCUAUCUUCACAAUCACUAUGGAGCAAAAGAAGAUGGCUCAUUUUCCCAGUGAUGAUGACUUUGGUGAUGAUAUCUUGUGUGCGAAACUUCAUUUAGUAGACCUUGCUGGAUCAGAAAGAGCAAAACGAACUGGUGCAGAUGGAAUGCGCUUUAAAGAAGGCAUUCACAUCAACAAAGGUUUGUUGGCUCUUGGCAAUGUAAUAAGCGCGCUAGGAGAUGAGAAGAAGCGGAAAGAUGGAGGCCAUGUUCCAUAUCGUGAUAGCAAGCUAACACGCUUGUUACAGGAUUCCCUUGGAGGAAAUAGCAAAACAUUGAUGAUAGCUUGUGUGAGUCCUGCUGAAACAAAUGCUGAGGAGACAUUGAACACUCUUAAGUACGCAAAUCGUGCUCGCAACAUUCAAAACAAAGCUGUGAUCAAUCGUGAUCCGAUGGCAGCUCAAAUGCAAAGGAUGCGAAGCCAAGUAGAGCAGUUGCAAGCAGAGCUUCUACUAUAUCGUGGUGACGCUAGUGGACCAUAUGAAGAACUUCAAAUCCUCAAGCAUAAAGUUUCUUUGCUUGAAGCAAGCAAUGUGGAGUUACAACGGGAGUUGCAAGAGCGUCGUAUCACUUGUGAGCAUUUGAUGCAGCGUGCCGUUGAUGCACAGGUCGAAAAAGACAAAUUGAUUAUGAAAAUUGAAUCAGCUCGAAGUGGCAAAUCGUGGGAUGAAAUUGAUUGUAACUCAAAUCAGGAUUGUGAUUUGGUCAAAUCUUAUGUGUCCAAAAUCCAAGAGUUAGAAGCAGAAUUGCUUCGCCUACAAAGCUCACUUCACACAAAACGUUAUGUUCUGGGUUCCAUUGAUUCAGACGAUGAUGGAUCUCUCUCCAACAACACAUUAGCUUCUUGCUUAAAUGAUUUUUCUUCUGGUUCCGAAGCUAAAAGUGUGGACCUUGCUGAUGAAAUUGAGGUCGAUGAGAAAGAGUUAGAACACUCUUCACUUCAAGAGAAACUGGGGAUGGAGCUUAAAGAGCUGGAUAAAAAACUUGAGCAGAAGGAGGCUGAAAUGAAGCGCUUUGCAAAUGUUGACACUUCAGUUCUAAAACAACACUACGAGAGAAAACUUUUGGACAUGGAACAAGAGAAAAAGUCUUUACAGAAAGAGAUAGAAGAACUGAGAUGCAACCUUGCAAACAUUUCAUCUACAUCCGGUGACAAUGCUCAAAGAUUAAAGGAGGAAUAUCUUCAAAAACUAAAUGUUCUCGAAGCGCAGGUGUUAGAGUUGAAGAAGAAACAAGAUGCACAAGCUCAACUUUUAAGACAAAAGCAAAAAAGCGAUGAGGGUGCCAAACGAUUGCAAGAUGAGAUUCAGAGAAUAAAAAGUCAGAAGGUUCAAUUACAACAUAAGAUAAAGCAAGAAUCUGAACAGUUCCGAAUGUGGAAGGCAUCAAGGGAGAAAGAGGUUCUCCAGCUGAAGAAAGAGGGACGGAGGAAUGAGUAUGAGAUGCAUAAGUUAUUGGCUUUGAACCAAAAGCAGAAGAUGGUCUUACAGCGGAAGACAGAAGAAGCUUCCAUGGCUACCAAAAGGCUGAAAGAACUGCUGGAGUCUCGAAAAGCUUCCUCUAGGGAGACAUCUGGUGCUGGGAGCGGCAGUGGUCCUGGAAUUCAGCCUUUGAUGCGGGCCAUUGAGCAUGAGCUAGAAGUCACCAUACGGGUUCAUGAAGUACGAUCUGAAUAUGAGCGUCAUAUGGAAGAGAGGGCAAAAAUGGCAAAGGAGAUUGCGAGACUUAAGGAAGAAGCGGAAUUGCAUAAGCAAGCAAACUUAAGCGACUGUCCCCCUACUAUGUCUCCUGGUGCGAGAAACUCAAGAAUUUUCGCUCUUGAGAACAUGCUUGCGACUUCUUCCAGCACCUUAGUGUCCAUGGCAUCGCACCUUUCAGAAGCAGAAGAACGUGAAAGGGUCUUCGGUGGCAGAGGACGUUGGAAUCAAGUUCGUUCCCUGGCAGAAGCGAAGAAUCUUAUGAACUACCUCUUUAAUUUGGCAUCUUCUUCGAGGUGCCUACUGUGGGAUAAAGAGGUCAAUUGUAGAGAGAAGGACUCAUAUAUAAGAGAUUUAAAGGAGAGAGUUGUCAAACUAAGCACUGUGAUCAGACAGUUGGAAAUGCAGAAGUCAGAACUUGUUCAUCAGUUAAAGUCGCAGGACAUCCUCUUGAAGAAGCACCACAAAUCAAAUGCAGCAGAUUCAGGGGAUUCUGGCCUAAACAUCGGACCAAAUAAAUAUGGCCUACGCAAGCAGGAUAACAGGGCAUCAAUAUUUCUGUUCGAGGACAUGGACACAUCAGAAUCGGAUUCUUCAGAUAGUAAUGCAGCAGAUGAUGAUGAUGAUGAGUGGGUAGUAGAUGAAGAUGAUGACGACUGGGUAGAGUCAGGAAAAAGGCCACGUAGGAGAAGAGCUAAAAUUGGACGCCAUUCAUCUUCUGAUACCCAAGAACCAGAGGUUAAUGAAGUAAAUGGCUCAAAGAUGGAGAAUUCUGGCGAAAAAACAUCUUCAAAGGAUAAUACGGAGGAUUGCUGCUCGUGCAGCAAAGCCUCAUCGUGCAAAACAUCGAGAUGUGAAUGUCGUGGCACUGGAUCGCUCUGUGGACCAUCGUGUGGCUGCCUAUCCAUUAAAUGCACAAACAGAGAGUCAGCAUCUGCAAAAGAGUUGGAGGAAUCUUCAGAACAAGAGAAAAGCGAUGCCUUAAACUAUGGGAACAAUGAAGAACCAGGUGAAUCUAAUCUAGCCUCCCAUGGUGCAAGUUUACUUCAGAGUGCAUUUGGUGAAAAGCCUGUUGAUUCAACUGAUGAUGCUGGUGUGAGGAGGAAACCUUUAUCCGACAUCGGGAACACCUUGGCCAAAACAAAAGCGCCAAAGCCUAAUCAGAGAAAGAAAUGGGGGAAAGCCGCAGUCCAGCUCGUUCCCGUGGCUCCACCUCCUGCAUUGCUGGAGACAACAUCGAAGGCCUCUGAGAAGCCAGAUGAUAGUAUCUCUCUCCAGGGAGACAUCCCUUUGAAGUUACCUAGGGCUAUGCGAACGCCGGCUCCAAGCGGCGGUCAUGUGCUAAGAGAAAGGAAUGCUGAUCGGAGUGAUGAGACAAUUCCCAGCAAGGAGGCUGGUGCAGCAGCUCCAGAGGUUUCGGUUCCGCAGGCAAGAAAGUCGGAUGAGAAGGAGAAUCAUGCAUCUUGAGUCAUUUUUCUCCCAUUGGUGAUUGAUAAUUUACCAAUAGCUCCCUCACACAGUGCAUCACCAUGCGGUGAUCCUCGUCGAAGGAAAUAGACUGCAUCACCAUCCGGUCAUCCUCGUCGAUUCGGGAAGGGUAUAGACUUUCUUGUGUAUUCUGUUUUAUGUUUUGUAAAGCAACGAUGGUUGGGAACCUGAGAUUACGUUCACCUAACUCUCGCUCGCCGAAGAUUUUGUUGCUAACGAUUUGAUUGGCUCGCUGGUGUACGAUACCUCGGACACGUUGGAUGAUUAAACUCUGGAUUUCUUUCCGUUCUGAUUGUAGCAUUGUGCUCGUCAGAAAUAGCGAUCAAAUAGCCAUCUUCUUACUUCAUUAA